Messenger RNA from Scedosporium apiospermum, 1614 nucleotides. Its product is annotated as Inosine-5'-monophosphate dehydrogenase. Lineage: Eukaryota; Fungi; Ascomycota; Sordariomycetes; Microascales; Microascaceae. The coding region runs from base 1 to 1614 and encodes 537 amino acids. The transcript is spliced from 3 exons. Gene Ontology annotation, biological process: GTP biosynthetic process. The record is from RefSeq and is a predicted model, not a curated record. Gene Ontology annotation, cellular component: cytoplasm. Gene Ontology annotation, molecular function: IMP dehydrogenase activity.
AUGUCUACCCUUUACGGAGAAGGCAAGGUCCGCGACUUCAAGAACGCGAUCAAUGACCUCAGCAACUACGAGACCAGGGAUGGACUCGAUAUCACGGAGCUGAUGGACACCAAGAAGCAUGGCGGUCUCACCUACAAUGAUUUCCUCCUGCUUCCUGGCUACAUUGGGUUCCCCGCCUCUGAGGUCGUCCUCGACUCUCCCGUCACCAAGAAGAUCAGCAUCAAGACGCCCUUUGUCUCCUCCCCUAUGGAUACCGUCACCGAACACGAGAUGGCCAUUCACAUGGCUCUCCAGGGCGGUCUCGGUGUCAUUCACCACAACUGCUCCGCCGAAGCCCAGGCAGACAUGGUCCGCAAGGUGAAGCGUUACGAAAACGGCUUCAUCCUCGAUCCCGUCGUUAUCAAGCGCACCACUACCGUCGGCGAGGCUUUCGACCUCAAGUUGAAGUGGGGUUUCGGUGGUUUCCCCGUCACAGAGACUGGUAGCGUUGGUUCCAAGCUUCUCGGAAUCGUCACUAACCGUGAUAUCCAAUUCGAAACCGACCUCGAUCAGCCCGUUGAAAAUGUCAUGGUUACCGACCUCAUUACUGCCCAGGCCGGCAUCACCCUGGCCGAGGCCAACCAGAUCCUGAAGGACUCGAAGAAGGGCAAGCUCCCCAUCGUGGACAAGGACUUCAACCUUGUUUCCAUGAUCUCCCGCUCCGACUUGAACAAGAACCAAGAUUUCCCCCUCUCCUCCAAGGCCCCCGAUAGCAAGCAGCUCAUCGCUGCCGCCGCUAUCGGCACCCGACCCGAGGACAAAGUCAGGCUUCAGAAGCUCGUCGACGCUGGUCUCGACAUCGUCGUCCUUGACAGCUCCCAAGGAAACAGCAUGUACCAGAUUGAAAUGAUCAAGUGGAUCAAGGAGAAGUUCCCCAAGCUUGAGGUCAUCGGAGGAAACGUCGUCACCCGAGAACAGGCGGCCUCCCUGAUCCAAGCUGGUGUAGACGGUCUGAGAAUUGGCAUGGGAAGUGGCUCUGCCUGUAUUACCCAGGAAGUCAUGGCCGUUGGCCGUCCCCAGGCCGCGGCCGUCUACUCCGUCAGCAGCUUCGCCGCUCAAUACGGUGUUCCCUGCAUCGCCGACGGUGGUGUCCAGAACGUCGGUCACAUCGUCAAGGGUCUCGCCCUUGGUGCCGCCACCGUCAUGAUGGGUGGUCUCCUCGCCGGUACCACCGAGUCCCCUGGCACCUCCUUCGUCUCGAGGGAGGGUAAGCUCGUCAAGGCUUACCGUGGUAUGGGCAGUAUCGACGCCAUGCAGGACAAGAAGGCCGGCAAUGGCGGCAAGGACAGCCAGAGGAGCAAUGCCGGUACCGCCAGGUACUUCUCCGAGGGUGACAGUGUCCUCGUUGCCCAGGGCGUCUCUGGCUCUGUGGCUCACAGGGGACCUAUUGGGAAGUUCGUCCCCUACCUCGCCGCUGGUCUCAAGCACUCCAUGCAAGACUGUGGUAUCCAGUCUCUCAAGGAACUCCAUGAGGGUGUCGCCGCCGGCCUCGUCCGCUUCGAGCUCCGAACCUCGAGCGCCCAGGCCGAGGGCAACGUCAACAUGGAGUCCUACGAGAAGAAGCUUUUCGCAUAA